This is a messenger RNA of Teleopsis dalmanni, 2083 nucleotides long. Its product is annotated as DDB1- and CUL4-associated factor 11. Gene Ontology annotation, biological process: proteasome-mediated ubiquitin-dependent protein catabolic process. The record is from RefSeq and is a predicted model, not a curated record. The transcript has 8 exons. Gene Ontology annotation, molecular function: protein binding. Gene Ontology annotation, cellular component: Cul4-RING E3 ubiquitin ligase complex. Bases 186 to 1736 code for a protein of 516 amino acids. Lineage: Eukaryota; Metazoa; Arthropoda; Insecta; Diptera; Diopsidae.
CUAUUACGUUAUGGCAUAUUGAAAUAUGUCAAAAACAAAGAUUUUUAGUUACCAAAGUAAGCGUUCCUGGUGCCGUUAUUUGGAGUUUUGUGGAUGUUUGCAAGGACGAAUAUAUUACCUUUUAACAAAAUAAUCAAAAUAUUGUUUAUUAUUCAAGUUAUGUGCAUCUUUAUAAUAACGCAAAAAUGGGAAAUAUAGCGUAUGAAGUUAGUCAAAACGAAAUUAACGUUCCACUAGAUGAUAUUGAUAUGAAUUGGGAGCUCCAUGAUCGUUUGGGUUUUUUAAGGAAUAUUUUCUUUGACACAGCUCCCCGUAAUCAUACAAUGCCGAAAAUUCGCAAAAAACCUUGCCUAACUCAUUUACGUAAUUCCGAUAUUUAUAAAGAAGUUAAGGCUAUGUGCGGUUUACCGGCAAAUAGUAAAUUGCCCAGCUCAAAAUGGUCAUUGAAUCGGGCGAUUGAACAACGUGAAAUGGGUCUCAAAGGCCGACCAUUUGGUGCCUUUUCGGCCAAUGAUCAACGCCGUAUUGCGACUUUAUUUAUUCCAAAUAAAAAAAUUAAAAAACUGAUGUCCUUUGAAAAUAAAGUGCAAGUGUGUACUUUUAACAAGGAUGGUAGUCGACUUGUUACAGUUUGUAAUGAUCAUUUUAUAAGAAUAUUUGAUGCAUCAAAGGGAACUUAUCACCGUGUUAAUAAAAUGAAAGCUAAUUUCAUUAACUUGCAUAUUGUGGAUUUGGACAUAAGUUCAUGUGGCGGAUAUGUAGCUUACUCCACCUGGUCGGAUUUAUUUUGCGUUUUACCAAUAAAUGGCUCACCUGAUGAUCUUAAAAUGAUCGAUUUAAAUGUUAAUGAAACUCGUUUUGGAGUGUUUUCGUUACGUUUUUCACCAGAUGGAAAAAAAUUGGUUGGUGGUUGCUCUAAUGCACGUGUAUACUUAUGCGAUCGUGAGACCGAUACAAUAACAUAUAUACAAGCUGACCAUCCCUCUUUUGUACAUAUUAAUGCCAUUAGUUAUGUAGACGAGCUGAAUCCAAACUUAUUGUUAACAGGCAGUAAUCAUGGUCUACUGAAACUUUGGGAUAUGAGAACUGUUCGUAACAAUAAAAGGGAUGGAUCCGUUUGUACAUUUUAUGGACAUUUAGAUGGUAUUACUUAUAUCGAUUCUCGUAAUGACGGAAGACACGUGCUAAGUAACUCAAAAGAUCAAAGUAUUAAACUCUGGGACUUGCGUAAAAGUACUAACAAAAGUAAAAUAAAGAAGAAUUUUCAUUUACCAGUAUUCUGUUGGGACUAUCGGUGGGAUUCUGUUCCACGAGAAUUGUACAACUGUAAACCACGUGAAGGAGAUGUUAGUUUAAUGACGUAUCGCGGACAUCGUGUUACAAAAACUUUAUUACGAGCUAAAUUUUCUCCGUUAUUGCAGACUGGACAACGCUAUAUAUAUACUGGCUGCAGCACAGGCAGAAUUAUUGUAUAUGACCUGCUCACUGGGAACAUAAAAGAAGCGAUUGAAGGUCAUUGGGACGUAGUUAGAGAUCUAUCUUGGCAUCCUGUACGUCCUGAAAUAAUUUCUGGCUCGUGGGAUUUUCAUGUAAAUUUAAAUGCAUACAAACGUGAUAUAACGCUAAAUAAAAUGAGCGUUUUUCCAAAGUUACGACGUUCGAUUAGAAUUGCAGAAAAGAAAGUACACGUAGAUGUUGCCGAUAUGUCUGAAGAUGACCCUUACGAGGACUGGUGAUCACCACGUUGUACUGCAAAUUAUUUGUUCGAAUUCAACAGAACUGGAUACAUAGUUAUAAGUUUGAAUAAACUUUUCCAUUUACUUUAUUUAUAUCGCAAAAGUUAUACUAGUUUUAUAUAUCACUCGUAAAAACAUAAGAGAAUAUAUUAAUUAUACUGCAGUAAUGCAGGGACCAUUUAAUUUAAGAAUUACUUUUAUACAAUUUAAAUUAAUAAUUACGCUAAAGUUAUACAUUAUUUCGAUUGAAUAAUUUAAGCACAAGGAAGCUUUAUAGAAAUACGAAAACUUAUAUUGCCAUAAGAACAUAACAAAUUAUAAACAAUAUUUGAUAUUCUAAAAAUCGA